Spathaspora passalidarum NRRL Y-27907 is the source of this 1190-nucleotide messenger RNA. RefSeq lists its product as uncharacterized. Bases 27 to 1061 code for a protein of 344 amino acids. The record is from RefSeq and is a predicted model, not a curated record. Lineage: Eukaryota; Fungi; Ascomycota; Pichiomycetes; Serinales; Debaryomycetaceae. The transcript has a single exon.
GCACAACGAAGUAUACCUAACCUCAAAUGAAGUUUAGUUCAUUAAUUACUGCCAUCCCUAUAUUCGGGAUGGUAAUGGGUCAUACCAUAGAUUAUGAUUCUCAGCUUCAGGAAAUCUUGACACCACCACAAUUUGAGAAACGUGCCUCCAACAACUCAUUGGUACCUUUGUUGCAAACAUUGGCCGGUUCUGGUCUUAUUCCCAAUCUUUUACUGGAAAUCACCUCCUCCCAACAAAAGAUGGACACGGUUGCCGACUUGAUAUUAUCAGCGGUACAAGGUGGCAGCAGUAUUUUCUCCAACAUCAGUUUGAAUCUCAAUAUGAAUGUGUCAACUACGGAAUUAUUGAGUGGCAUUACAGGAUUACUUCCCUCGGUGUUCCAAGGAUUGUUAGUUAAUGAAACAAAUAGAAAUGUCAUUGCUGGAGUUGCCAGUGGUCUUUUAGGUAGUAAGGAAUAUGUCUGGAUCUCCGCCUUAAUUCUUGAACUUGGCCAGGGAGCAGAUUUAACUGUGGAUCUACUUGCUAAUUUAAUGAUCAAUGGUACUACGUAUAUGAAAUUUAGCGAUUACGGAAAGAUUGAAGAAGUCAAUGAAGUAGAGAAACGUGAUACUGAUGAUAAUGAUGGGUCAUUUUCACAAUUACUUAAUAAUAUGGUGGGAACAUUACUUAAUUCUAAUUUAUUUAAAGGGACCGCACAACAAUUAUUUGAUGCAAUUGAAGAAUCUGGAAUUGUCGUGCCUUUAGUUCUCGAUAUAAUCACCAUCCCUACCCUUCCUAAAUUUGCUGGAGUUGUCCUUAAAAAACUUUACGAUAAUCACGUGUUUGAUGGUAUUGAUUUGAAUUCCUACUAUGUUGCCAUCAAGAAGAGUAAUUUAUUAACAGAUUCCACAGAAGCCCUUUUGACGGACGAAACAUUUGGCCCUGCUGUUGCUUUAUUAUUAAAGAGGAUUGAAGAUUUAGGAACUUUCGAUGCAAUCACUAGGAAUAUGUAUGGGGAUUUGGCCAAGAUUCCUUCCGAGUCAGCAAAAUCAUCAGAUGCGGCGGCCGAACCUACCUACUAAAGGGUAAGUUACUACUACUUACUGCUUUUCUUUUUAUAUAAUUUUAUUCUUGCUUCUUUUUUUCUUUUUUGUAAAAAAAAAUCUGGGUUAUUUUUUAGUUAUCUAUUUAAUAUUACAUUACAUCACUUU